Messenger RNA from Rhinolophus ferrumequinum (greater horseshoe bat), 2756 nucleotides. RefSeq names its product tetratricopeptide repeat domain 39A (gene TTC39A). NCBI's taxonomy places the organism in Eukaryota, Metazoa, Chordata, Mammalia, Chiroptera, Rhinolophidae. Gene Ontology annotation, molecular function: protein binding. The coding region runs from base 151 to 1881 and encodes 576 amino acids. The record is from RefSeq and is a predicted model, not a curated record. The transcript is spliced from 18 exons.
CCAGCCCCGCCGCCAUCCCCGCCCUCGGCGCGCUCCUCCCCGGCAGCGGCGUCCGCGGCUCCGCUGCAUAGCGACGGGCUCGGGUUCUGGCGGCAGCACCUGGGCCGCAGCUGGCGUCCGGCGGGGGCACGCUGCCCGCCCCCCUCCGCGAUGACCACGGCCGGCGCCCCGGGCGCCCUGCCUGCCGGAACUUCUGUGAGCAGCCUCCAUGAGGCCCUGGACCAGUGUAUGACCGCUCUGGACCUCUUCCUCACCAACCAGUUCUCAGAAGCACUCAGCUACCUCAAACCCAGAACCAAGGAGAGCAUGUAUCACUCGCUGACAUAUGCCACCAUCCUGGAGAUGCAGGCCAUGAUGACCUUUGACCCCCAGGACAUCCUGCUUGCUGGCAACAUGAUGAAGGAGGCGCAGUUGCUGUGUCAGAGGCACCGGAAGAAGUCCUCUGUAACAGAUUCCUUCAGCAAUCUGGUGCACCGCCCCACGAUGGACCAGUUCACGGAAGAGGAAAUCCAUGCCGAGGUCUGCUAUGCAGAAUGCCUGCUGCAGAGAGCAGCCCUGACCUUCCUGCAGGAUGAGAACAUGGUGAGCUUUAUCAAGGGCGGCAUCAAAGUUCGAAACAGCUACCAGACCUACAAGGAGCUGGACAGCCUCGUGCAGUCCUCACAAUAUUUCAAAGGAGAGAACCACAGUCACUUUGAAGGAGGUGUGAAGCUCGGUGUGGGAGCCUUCAAUCUGACGCUGUCCAUGCUUCCUACUAGGAUCCUGCGGCUGCUGGAGUUUGUGGGAUUUUCAGGAAACAAGGACUACGGGCUGCUGCAGCUGGAGGAGGGUGCCUCGGGACACAGCUUCCGAGCUGUGCUCUGCGUCAUGCUGCUGCUGUGCUACCACACCUUCCUCACUUUUGUGCUUGGCACCGGGAACGUCAACAUUGAGGAGGCAGAGAAGCUCUUGAAGCCCUACCUGAAGCGUUACCCUAAGGGCGCCAUCUUCCUGUUCUUUGCAGGACGGAUUGAAGCCAUUAAAGGCAACGUGGAUGCAGCCAUCCGGCGGUUCGAGGAGUGCUGUGAGGCCCAGCAGCACUGGAAGCAGUUCCACCAUAUGUGCUACUGGGAGCUGAUGUGGUGCUUCACCUACAAGGGCCAGUGGAAGAUGGCCUACUUCUACGCCGACCUGCUCAGCAAGGAGAACUCCUGGUCCAAGGCCACCUACAUCUACAUGAAGGCCGCCUACCUCAGCAUGUUUGGGAAGGAGGACUACAAGCCGUUUGGGGAUGACGAGGUGGAGUUGUUUAGAGCUGUGCCAGGCCUGAAACUCAAGAUUGCUGGGAAAUCUCUACCUACAGAGAAGUUUGCCAUCCGGAAGUCCAGACGCUACCUCUCCCCCAAACCUAUCUCAUUGCCAAUCCCUGCUCUGGAAAUGAUGUACAUUUGGAAUGGCUACGCUGUGAUUGGGAAGCAGCCAGAGCUCACAGACGGGAUACUUGAGAUUAUCAACAAGGCUGAAGAGAUGCUGGAAAAGGGCCCAGAGAAUGAGUACUCAGUGGAUGAUGAGUGCUUGGUGAAGUUGCUGAAAGGCCUAUGUCUGAAAUACCUGGGCCGUGUCCGGGAGGCUGAGGAGAAUUUCAGGAGCAUCUCUGCUAAUGAAAAGAAGAUUAAAUAUGACCACUACUUGAUCCCUAAUGCACUGCUGGAGCUGGCCCUGCUGUUUAUGGAGCAAGGCAGAAACGAAGAGGCUGUCAAACUCUUGGAAACUGCCAAGCAAAACUACAAGAAUUACUCCAUGGAGUCAAGGACACAUUUUCGAAUCCAGGCAGCCACUCUCCAAGCCAAGUCUUCUCUAGAGAAUGGCAACAGACCCGUGGUCUCAUCGGUGCCCUUGUAGUUUUGUGCAGCACUUGUGAGCUGGAAGACAGAGACAGCUGGACAGAGUUCUUGGAAAUAUUUCAAAAUGCUCCCCUCUCCCCGCCCCGCCCCGCCCUGCCUUUGGGGUCCAUCGGUGCUCCAGUGGAGUGGCACCACAUGGGUAUCCGUGCAGACGUGAAGCCGGUAUUUCCACAAGUGUGGCCAAGGGCCUUUGCCAAGGACAGAGCAGGUAGAGCCCUCUGCCUGCUCUGUCACACAUACGGGUACUUGUUUUUCACUGUGAUGUUUAAGAGAAUGUAUUUACAGUUUACAUUUUGCUUAGAAAUACAACGAUGGGAUCAUAGCUGGCUUUAAAAAAACCCACCAACUGACCACCUGUAAAUCUUUGCUUAAACCCACAUUGAUUGGGAGAUGUAUCUAUGAUGCCAAAGGCCAAACUACUUUUCAAACUUCAGCAAGUUCUCAGCUUCCAGGGCUGGAAGGACCAGCAGGGGCGUCUGUACCUCAGGCAUCGAGGCUUCUGGGGGUUGUGCAUAGAGGUUGCACAGAGAUACCUACUACCUUACUUCCUACACUUCAUUUUAACUCCCUUUGUAUCUUUCCAAUUUAAAAAAAUCAAACAUGUCUUUUUAGUGAGAUAAUUUUGAUUUGAGUCCAUCUGUAGAAAAAUAUUAAUCUCUACCAGUAAGGAAUGGGGAUGCUGCAGCCUGACGUAAGGGAGGUGUGCGGCCCUUUCUGUGCCAAAAAGUUUGGGGGUGGGGGAGGUUCUCAGACACCAGUCUGCAUUCUCACUGUAUACCGGACUGAAACCACUGGGAAUAAUUUAUGAAAUCUUCUGUGCUUCCCUCUGAGGUAUAUUUACCGACAGCAUUUUUCUUAGAAUGGUUAUUCUUG